CCUCUUUAGGCCUCACAUCAACUACAAAGGGUGGAGCAAGAGGUUCAUUCAUAGGCUAUUCUGCUAGUGGUCUGCCUUUAUACAACUUUACCAGCAGUGCACUGCACCAAACAUCGCAAUCAAUUUUAAUGCAAGCCAGUUCAUUCCUCAAGCAGAUACUGACUGAUCAUAACAGCAGACGCAUAUUCUACUUCCUGUGUUUGAAUCUGAGUUUUACUGUAAUUGAGUUUCUAUAUGGAAUUUGGACUAAUAGCCUUGGUCUGAUAUCUGAUGGUUUUCACAUGCUCUUUGAUUGUUCUGCGUUAAUAAUGGGGCUUCUUGCCUCAGUCAUGGCUCGGUGGAAGCCAUCCAAAACUUUUUCUUAUGGGUACAGUCAAGUGGAAGAUUUGUCUGGUUUUGUUAAUGGUCUUUUCUUGAUGGUCAUCUCAUUAUUUGUCUUUUCUGAAGCUGUAAGUCGUCUAUUAGAUCCUCCCCAUGUCAAUACACAAAGACUGUUGGUUGUAUCAGUCACUGGUCUGUGUGUCAAUCUAGUCGGCAUUCUUGCAUUUAGACACAGUCAUUUUCAUGGACCCCAUCACAACCAUAACCAUGCACAUGGCCACAUUUAUUCAGGGGAGACUCAUGGUCAUUCACAUAAUUCAAAUAUGGAAGGUGUUUUUCUUCAUAUCAUGGCUGAUACACUGGGUAGUGUUGGAGUUAUUAUAUCAUCAAUUCUGAUUGAACAUUUUGGAUGGUACAUAGCAGAUCCAAUAUGCUCUAUAUUUAUUGCUGUCCUGAUAUUUGUGAGUGUGUUACCACUUCUAAAGAAUGCAGCACUUGUUUUGUUGCUGAGAACACCUGUGAGAGUGCAGAAUCAGCUUCCUACAGCUCUUAGCAAGGUAACUGCCAUAGAAGGUGUAGUAGGAAUUCGCCAGCCACAUUUUUGGCAACACUCAUCAGACAUGAUCAUUGGGACCAUACAUGUACAAGCUUUGCCAGAAGCCAGUGAACAGAAAAUUAUUCAGGAGGUUAUUGGAGUCUUUAAAGAGAUUGGUUUCUACCAGUUCAGUGUCCAGGUGGAAAAAGAACAGUAUUUCACACACUUGGCAGGACUGAGUUCACAGCUGAAGGCAGAUUUUGCUUUUUCUGGUGAAGGUAGGGAUUCUUUGAUCUUGGUUAAGGCCAUUUAAUGUCUUUAUGUUGUAAGAAAUUAUUUAGAAUAAACGUGUUUGCUAUCUUUCA
Molecule: messenger RNA, 1221 nt
Organism: Zootermopsis nevadensis
Lineage: Eukaryota; Metazoa; Arthropoda; Insecta; Blattodea; Termopsidae
Source: RefSeq, a predicted model, not a curated record